Pieris rapae (cabbage white) is the source of this 4911-nucleotide messenger RNA. It is a transcript of the gene Ptpmeg2, whose product is annotated as tyrosine-protein phosphatase non-receptor type 9. Bases 88 to 2115 code for a protein of 675 amino acids. Gene Ontology annotation, biological process: protein dephosphorylation. The record is from RefSeq and is a predicted model, not a curated record. The transcript is spliced from 15 exons. Lineage: Eukaryota; Metazoa; Arthropoda; Insecta; Lepidoptera; Pieridae. Gene Ontology annotation, molecular function: protein tyrosine phosphatase activity.
UACUGAAUGGUUAUAGGUAAACAUACAAAUGUAUUUAAACAGUAGAAAACUUCUCUUAAUCUGUGAAAGUAAGUAUUAGUUAGAAAGAUGGCGGUGGCCUUGUCACCCGAUCAAGAAUUGGCGACGAAAGCAUUUCUAGACGCACUUAGCGAAGCCGGUGCGACGUGUGUGACACGAGCGACAGCUGUCAAGUUUCUCCUUGCGCGUAAAUUUGACGUUGCGCGUGCCCAUACCCUCUGGCGGCAACAUGAAGCAACGCGACGGAGGGAAGGCCUCAUCAAGUUUGAGCCAUUCGAAGAUCCACUGAAAAGUGAGCUUGAAACUGGAAAAUUUACUAUACUGCCCACGCGUGAUGCUACGGGGGCGGCUAUAGCAGUUUUCACCGCUAACAAACAUUUUCCCAGUCUAACGUCGCAUCAGACAACGUUACAGGGCGUGGUAUAUCAAUUGGAUGUGGCGUUGCAGUCCUUAGAAACACAGCGCGCUGGUUUAGUCUUCAUUUAUGAUAUGACGGACUCAAAGUACACAAACUUUGAUUAUGAACUUUCACAGAAGAUACUCACGAUGCUUAAGGGCGGAUAUCCGGCUAAGUUAAAGAAAGUGUUGAUCGUAACAGCUCCACUGUGGUUCAAAGCGCCGUUUCGCAUACUACGGCUAUUCGUACGUGAGAAGCUACGUGAGCGCGUGCACACAGUGAGUGCGCCUCAGUUGGGUGCCCACGUGCCAAGGGCCAGCUUGCCCAAACAGCUUGGUGGACAGCUCGAGCCCGAUCACGCAGCUUGGUUAGAGCAUUGCAGAAAUUGUUAUACGAAUAAUCUUCAAAACUCAAAAUUGGACGGCGUCAUCGACGAGUAUGUGAUCAGUAAUCACAUUGCGCCGGUCAAACCGCAAAAUGGUAUGAUUGAGGAGGCGGGUCGGGACAUGACGAGUGAUCGUGUGUCGCGGCACACAGAAGCCGACAUAAUGCAUAUCAGCGGCGACCUUCCAUACACGUGCGAUCCUACGCCAUUAAGACACACACACGGCUACAAUGGCGACAUUAAAGGAAAUCAUAUUAACUCAGGAGAUGAAGAUGAUUUAGAUUUAAUAACACGUGGGACAUGGUCAUCCGGCGAAGCUUCCCCCGGUCUAUCGGACGAGGAGUGCGGGGGCGGUGGGGCGGGGGAAACACCCGCAGCGUUGCUCGCACGCGUACGACAACUCGGAAGACGCGGUUUAGUUGCCGAGUAUGAAGAAAUACGGGCCAGGCCGCCGCAUGGAACCUUUCAUCACGCAAAAUUGCCAAGUAAUCUAGUCAAGAACCGCUACACAGAUGUAUUGUGUUAUGAUCAAUCGCGGGUGGUUUUAUCUCAGACAGACCCAGACGACGCAACCACAGAUUACAUCAACGCUAACUACGUGGAUGGAUACAAACAGAAAAAUGCCUUCAUUUGUACGCAAGGUCCCCUUCCAAAAACAUUCGGUGACUUCUGGCGUAUGGUCUGGGAACAAGGCAGUCUUGUGAUCGUAAUGACCACUCGUGCUGUGGAACGUGGGCGAGUGAAAUGCGGUCAGUACUGGCCGGCCACACUCGGCACUCGCGCAGUACACGGCGGUUUUGCGGUUACAACCGAGGAUAUAGAACAGGAGGACGAUUAUACUAUAUCGCAUUUGCUACUUACUGAUUUACGGACGGAAGAAUCGAGGAGUAUAUGGCACGGACAAUACACGCGAUGGCCUGAUUACGGUGUACCAGGCGGCGGUCGAGCUCAACCAGUAUUAAGGUUCUUAAAUCUCGUACGAAGAGCACAGCACCGCGCUAGAGCCGAGUUAGGAGAUGCCUGGGCGGGACAUAGUAGGGGCCCUCCCAUAGUCGUGCAUUGUUCAGCGGGUAUUGGACGAACAGGAACAUUCCUAACUCUGGAUGUAUGUACGUCCCGACUGUCUGUGGAGGGCGUAGCGGACGUACGUGGUACUGUGGAGCGUAUACGUGCGCAACGAGCACAUUCUAUACAAAUGCCUGACCAAUACGUCUUCUGCCAUCUAGCGCUCAUCGAGUACGCUGUAAUGCAAGGACACCUAGAAUCAGCGGACUUGUCUGGAUUUGACGACGACAAUGACGAUCAGUCGGAAUGAAGACUGUCGCGUGCCUGCGUCCUACUGUGACUAAGAGUUGGGGUGACCAUGUUUUAAGGAUUUCCCUAAAAACAAGCGAUCGAGGUAGUAAAUUAAAGCAUAUAUUGGAUAAUCCAAGUAUUGGUGUAUAACGUGACUGAAAAAUAUUUGUGGUCAAAUGAUAAUCAUGUAUGUGACCGCAAAUAAAAAAAAGAUAUAUUAUUGGUUAUAUACAGUGGAAGUAAUCUCUAUGUAUUUAAAGUCCGUUUCGUAAAUUAAAAUUCAAUGUAUAAAUCAUAUAUGAAUAAAGAUUUUCUAUUUGGCAUUCUUAUGUCAUUGUGAGUCAAUAUUAUAUGAAAUUAUGAUGUCUUAAAAAGAGGGUAAUUAGAAAAUUGUAAGCGUGAAUACUUAUGACUGACAGAAUGAAUUUAUAGUAUUGAAUCUGGCAAUUGCCACUGAUGGUGGCAAAAUCAAUGUAGAAAAUUUAAAUGUCGAAUGACUUGACAAUUGGCUAUUGUUCGAUACUUUUAUAUCACCCCGAUAGUAUAUUGUCUAUGUCUAUGCGAUUAAAGUUUUAUACUGUUCGUUUAAUUUUGCAGUAUAGUACAUAAAUAUAAAGUUUGGAGUGUUAUUGUGCCAUUCCUACACUAAAAUGACAUUUGAAGUGGAGUUGUCAAAGUUUUUUUAAUUCUAUUUGACAUAAUAUGCGACAGACGAAAAUGUGACUUUAUUAUUUGAGGUGGUCAUAAAGUUUAUUAAUGGUUUCGCAUUCUAAGCUCUGUAUUUUAGAGUCAAACAUAAACUACAGACUAGUUUAGCAUUCGACAUUUUUGACAGUGCAUUGACAAAGAUGCGUCGCGACGGCCAUAUGACUAAGUGUGGCCUUUGACUCUGGUUACAUGAUCAGGUCAGGCUUGUUGGUAUCAAAUCAAACAUCAAUUGCCAUCAAAAUAUUUUGUAAAGAGCGAUGUGUUAUGGGAUAUGUAGUCGUAUAUAAUUCAGGACGCAGGCCGACAUGUUUUUUGCUAUGGAAAAACGCCAUUAUAUAAAUUAGAAUCGUAAAGUAUACUUAUAUCCCUUCGAAGCCACUACUUGUCCAAUUCAUAUGUAUAUUUUGUAUGACCUACCGGAUCGGUGGUCAUAUUCUCCAAUAUUACGUAAUUGGAUUGUAUGACUUUUUAAUUUAAUUUAUUAUUACAACGUAUUAAUAAAAUACUACACAGCCGCCUUUAAAUUACAAAUAAUUAUUUAAAUAUUUGUUAAAACUUGUUGCGUUUAAAAGAAUUUUUAUAUAGACUACCUCUGUAAUUUUUGUUAGUUUAAAAAAAAUAUUGGCAGAAUGACCACGAUUCUUAAUGAUGUAUAUAAACAGGUUCCUUUAGUGUGUAUAAGGACAGAUAAAAAAUCGAUAUUUAUAGCAACCAAAAGCAAGAAAGUUUGGCUGUGCGAAGUCGUAUUAACACAUUGGUUUAAAAUCCUAAGAGGUGCUGGUAUUUUUUAAUCUUCAAAAUUUUUCACUCUUAUACUCAGGUCCGUAUUCUAGAGCGUUAAUCAAACUUUAAUCGAGUGUCUGUCAAAGCAUUUCUGUUUGACAAACUUGACAGCGCUAUCGACGAUUAGACUUGAGAUACGAAUUAAAAUAUGGACCUAAAUGUAGUGUAUGUCGCACCUAAUUAUAAUCGUGUAUAGACUGAGUAUUAUUAAUUUGCUUAAAACUAUAGGAAAUAGCUUUUUCUCAGUAGAUUUUUGUUUAUAUAUGAGAGGUAUCAAAUACAAAACGGAAAGAGUUAUUUUUCAAAUGGAAUAUAGCGACAUAUCUCUGGGCAAACAGAAGUAUAUUUUCGCCGUCCUAACGUGCCACUUACAUAUCUAAUAAAUGCAAAUGUAUUUUCUUAUGAAUUACUUUUCUUAUGCAUAAUAAUGAGAGAUCGGUUGAUCUUCACCAUUAUGUACAAAUCUCGUUAGAAUAAUUCCAAAUAUCACCAGAAUAGAGUCGUUGAUUUUUCUAUAGAUUUUGUCAUCUGUUUUUAAUGAAAUACGACUCGUAGCAGUUACGCCUGGUGUAUUAUGGAAAUUCUAGGGAAUUGGGAAUAAUUGACGUUUGGAUACACUUGAAUAGUCUCUCAUUAUUAAUUACACCUUAUCUUGCACUUAUCAUUUGCUAGUGUUGCUUAAUCUGCCCAAAUGGUAAACAGUGAGAAAAUGAAUUAUUACAAUAACAUAAGAAUUCGUUCAGUCUGUUAUAGAUUUAUUAGAUCUUGUGUGAAUACUCUGAGUAGUUAACAAUUACAAAUUAUAGAACAAUGUCUGAGAGUUUGUUUAAUACCUACUUAAUAUUAAGGAAAUUUGUUAAUCUAUCUGUGUGUGUGGGUUCUUCGGGUUAUAUUUUGGCGAAUUUCGUUUGGGGGUGACAAAGCUAUGCUCACCGUAGCAAUGAAAUAGAUGUAGUUUUGGUAUGUAUUACUAACUCUACAUCUAAGGCUAAGUACGGACACAAGUGUCACAGACUAUCACAUCAAACAUAUUUUGACAGUUGUGAGAAUUAGUCCGCGCUAGUCUUGUUUCUGAAUAAGCUAGUUGUGCCAGGCUCUUUCCUACUAAAUACAUGCGACAACUUUCUAUGUUAAAUGGUCUAGUGUCGUGCCGAAACUAAUCUUGAUAAGUAGCAAUGGCGUGCCAAAAAUAAACGAACUGUCAAACCAUAAACCGUAGAGCCCACGUCGCACUGUUGUUUCUGAUAUGUAAAUAAUCAUUUUAAGGUCUAAAUUAAAUGCCCUUGUGAAAUAUGUGUGAAAAUAAAUACUUGUAAUAUAUUUA